AUGCGAGCAAAGACAUCCAUCGCGCAUAUUCAGGAGAAAGUCAAUGCAGACGCAGCCCGCUAUUGUGGUGCCUUCAAUGCAAUCAAUUCACUGUCCGUCUUGCUCAACGAACCUUCAAGACCCCACAGCUUGGCCCUGCUGCAAGAGGAAGACAUGUGGGGAAUGACGGAGGCUGGAUUGGGUGAGACCCAGAGCUGCAAGAAGCUGCCUUGGAUAUGGUGGACACAUGGUGUGGGGGACACCAGCACGACGGACGCCGGUGUCAAUGAAGAGCUCCAUAUCAAGUGGUGCAAUGCCCGUGCUCAGGCUUAUCGCUGGAUUGAGGAAUGCUACCAGUUACCUGAGGAGAUGUGGAGAGUCAUCAGUUUUCAUGAUUGGAUGUGGUGGUGGUGGAUGGAGCAAAUUGACACGAUUCCAGCACGAUCGCCUGAACAUUUAGAAGGUGCCACUGCAUAUGCAUACCAUCAAGCAAAAAUCUGGGAGUCUAUGAGAGAUCACUGCAAGUCUGUAUGGCACUGUGUGCCUGCCUGGCUGCAGGCGGGAGGCGACGUUACCGUAGCUGUGGAUUCUGCCGAGGUUACCCUUCCGGAAAUGGGUCUGGUGAUUGGACCUAUGGACAUUCUUCCACCGCACACAUAA
Molecule: messenger RNA, 639 nt
Organism: Sparassis crispa
Lineage: Eukaryota; Fungi; Basidiomycota; Agaricomycetes; Polyporales; Sparassidaceae
Exons: 2
Coding region: 1-639 (212 amino acids)
Source: RefSeq, a predicted model, not a curated record